Molecule: messenger RNA, 3525 nt
Organism: Dromaius novaehollandiae (emu)
Lineage: Eukaryota; Metazoa; Chordata; Aves; Casuariiformes; Dromaiidae
Product: growth arrest-specific protein 1-like
Exons: 1
Coding region: 990-1979 (329 amino acids)
Biological process (GO): regulation of cell cycle
Source: RefSeq, a predicted model, not a curated record
AGGCUGGGCCAAUGGCAAGUCGCGAAGCAGGGAAAGGGGGCCGAGCGAAGGGAGAAAAAAGUGGAGAAAAGGAGAAAGAGAGCGAGAGAGCGCAGGCUGGGGGAUGUGUAAAAGAAGAAGCGUUGCUAAUUUUUUUGUUUGUUUGCUUUUCCAUGCAUGCAUAAUGAGGCCUAAUCAGAGCACGUUGCUGCUGCUCGGAGGGCACUUUUGUAUUUAAAGCCUUGCAAAGAAAAAAGAUCCACAGACGGAUCCGCAGAGCAGCUUGCAGGGCUUGUUGACAACAGAAGCAGCAUCAGUCGCCCAGAGAGAAAGAGAGACCCUGCAGCCUGACUUUUUCCUCCCCCUGUGCUAUCUUCUUGCUAACGGGGAGAGACAUUUCUUCUCCCUUCCACCCGAAAGUGCAACCCGUACCGAGAGGGAGUGAGCGGAGCCGGGACCGUGAAUGGGAUCGGAGCGGCUGGCAUGUGCAGAGAUGCUGCGAGCGGAGAGUUAAAAGCUCCCGAGGAGGCAGCAGCAGCAGCAGCAGCUCGGCAUUUAUUUUGUGCAAAAAAAGAGAGGAAAAAAAGAGAGAGAAACGGAUCCGCAUGAGGAGCAGGGCAGCACCAUGAGUUCUCCCGGCGCAGCCUGCAAGCCUCCGAGCGCACCCCGGAGCCGCUCUCCUCCAAGCCCCCGGUUGCCCUGAGUCCCCCCACCUCUCCGGGCGCCUUCGCCGCCGCCGCCGCCUCGCCAAGCCGGGAGCAGCUGGUGGGGGGCACGGGACGGCCCCGGGGCGCGCCUGCUUCGUCCCGCGGCCCCGCCGGUUUCAGCUGCCGGGGGCUGGAGGGGCCCGGAGCCCGCGCGGAUGGAUUGAUGCGAGGAGACCUCAUGCACACGGUUGGCAGGAGUUUUGCAAACUUUUCCACGGGCGGCAGCUGCUCCUUCUCCUCCUCCUCGUCUACCAGCGACUCUCCCCCGCGACCCUGCGGCAGCAGCCGCCGCCGCCGCCCGCGAUGGUGGCCCGCUCGCCCGCUCGGCACGGAGGCGGCGGCGGCCGCCGGUGGCCGCUGCCGGCCGCCUGGCUGUGGCUGGCGGCGGCGCUGGGCGCCGUGUGGCCGCCGCGGGGCUCGCUGGUGCAGGGCCGGCGGCUGAUCUGCUGGCAGGCGGUGCUGCAGUGUCAGGGGGAGCCCGAGUGCAGCUACGCUUACAACCAGUACGCCGAGGCGUGCGCCCCGGUGCUCCUGCAGCAGCAGCCCCCGGGCGGCGGCGGGGACGGGCCGGCGGCCGCUGCAGCCUCCGCCGCCUCCUCCAGGCGGCGGUGCCCCAGCCACUGCAUCGCGGCCCUCAUCCAGCUCAACCACACCCGGCGCGGCCCGGCCCUGGAGGACUGCGACUGCGCGCAGGACGAGAACUGCCGCGCCACCAAGCGCGCCAUCGAGCCCUGCCUGCCGCGCACCAGCAGCCCGGCGGCGGGCGGCCCCGGCGGCGGCGGCGGCGCGGGCGGCCCCGGCGUCAUGGGCUGCACGGAGGCGCGGCGGCGCUGCGACUGGGACAGCCGCUGCAGCGUGGCGCUCAACCGCUACAUGACCUACUGCGGGAAGCUCUUCAACGGGCUGCGCUGCACGCCCGAGUGCCGCGCCGUCAUCGAGGACAUGCUGGCCGUGCCCAAGGCCGUGCUGCUCAACGACUGCGUGUGCGACGGGCUGGAGCGGCCCAUCUGCGAGUCGGUCAAGGAGAACAUGGCCCGCCUCUGCUUCGGCGCUGACAUGGGCAGCAACGGCGCCGGCAGCAGCGGCGGCUCGGACGGCGGCCUGGAGGAGUACUACGACGAGGACUACGAGGAGGAGCCGAGCCAGAGGGGGAGGGACGAGCUGGAGGACAAUACGGGCGCCGAGCCCGGCUUCCCCAUGCAGACGGACAGCGCCGGCCGCGCCGCCGCCGCGCCCGCCCGCGCCGCCUGGGCGCUGCUGGCCUCCAUCUUACUGCUGCUGCCGCGGCUCUAGCGAUCCCGCCUCCUUCCCCUCCUCCGCCGUCGUCCCCCAUUUGCUUCGGGGCUCCCCGUGGCCGGCGGCUCGCGGGGCUGCUGCUCGCCUUCUCCCUCGCACAGACGCAGACGGGCCGAGACGCGAGGGGUCUGCGGCGGCGGGGGGAGCGGGGGGCGCUGCCCGGGCGGCGGGCGGCUGGGCCUCAGAGCCGAGCGGGUUUUAAACUCCCUGACCGUUAGUCCGCUGACCGUUAGUCCGGGCUAACGGCCGUCCCUCCACGCGCCCCCCGCCCCCCCCCCCCAAACUUCUCCCUGAAGGUGGACGGUUUCUCCCUCUUUCUCUGUUGAUCCCCACCGCGUGUGUGCGGACACUUUUUUUUCCGGCCUCAUGCCUGUCCCUUCUCCAAGAGCAUUUUGCUGGUGAUGCCUUUUUUUUUUUUUUUUUUUUUUUUUUUUGGUUAAUUUAGCUGGCUGUGGCCUGGCGAGCCAGCAGCCGUGGCGUUGGCGGGACCGAAAAAGACGGAGGGAGAGGUGCGGGACUGUGGGUUUUAUUUUUGUUUGUUUGUUUGUCCUUAGUGUGCACUAUGCAAUUUCUUCCACCCUGGCUUCUUGUUAGCAGCAAGCAGAUGAGCUUAAAAGAGAGACUGCUAGCGAAGCUACUGUAAGUUCCUUACCACCACCAGUCCCAAAAGAAAACAGAAGUAAUAAUAUGCUAAUAGUUGGGUUUUAGCAUUUGACAUGAAGGUUAGAAAGAGGUGAGCUAUCCAAACUUGCUGCCAAAACUGUUGCCAUACCGGUUAGUUAACAACUUGAUUAUCAUUCAUCAAGUAUCACAAUUCAUGGUACAGCGAUGCCCCAAAGAGGCUUAUACUGCAUCUGCCUUUAAUUAAAUUUAAGAAUAUAACAGUUUGAAUGAAUUUGGUGGUUAACAGCACUCCCUCUUGCACACACAUCUUUCCUGUAACAAAAGCUUGCCAGCAAAAGUCUCUUUCUCUUUAACCUAACGACAAAAAAUGCUGAUUUUUUUCAGAGUUGUUGGCUAUACUGAACAAUGCAACUUUUGUUUUAAAAGAGCUCUGCACUGCCAUCUUUGAAAGACACUUUUAAACUCAAGAACAUGUAUGUACAAAUAUCCUGAAAAGUUAUAUUGCCUCUCCUCAUAUCAGGGUGCUGACCUCUGGUAAAUCUUAUAUAAAAAUGUAUUUAAGACUGGGAUUUGUUACCAGUUGCUCUUCUUUGUAUAUAGAAUUUUAUAAAUUGUAUGCUUUGGGAAUAAUUUAUUUAAAAAAAAUAAAAAGUUUUAAAUCCACAUCCUAUUUGCCAGAUAAUUGCAUUUGCUAUUCUUUUCUGGAAAGGUACAGAUUUCAUUUUAUGUUUAAAGGGAUACCAGCAGCAAUGAAGUAUUCUCUAGAACAUCAAAUGUACAGUGUAUUUUAUAGAUUUGAAGUUAACUUUCUUAUUUGGAGAGACUUUAUGAACGUUGUAGAAUUGUAUAAAUGCAUUUCCAAGCUGCCUUAAACCUUGUAUUUUUAUAGAAGGCAUAAAAAAGGCCUAUGUUUUAAAUA